This is a messenger RNA of Corythoichthys intestinalis (scribbled pipefish), 2040 nucleotides long. RefSeq names its product solute carrier family 3 member 2a (gene slc3a2a). The record is from RefSeq and is a predicted model, not a curated record. Gene Ontology annotation, biological process: L-alanine import across plasma membrane; L-leucine import across plasma membrane; phenylalanine transport. Gene Ontology annotation, molecular function: aromatic amino acid transmembrane transporter activity; L-leucine transmembrane transporter activity; L-alanine transmembrane transporter activity. NCBI's taxonomy places the organism in Eukaryota, Metazoa, Chordata, Actinopteri, Syngnathiformes, Syngnathidae. Gene Ontology annotation, cellular component: basolateral plasma membrane; apical plasma membrane. The transcript is spliced from 11 exons. The coding region runs from base 290 to 1822 and encodes 510 amino acids.
AUUCCUAUGAAAAUUAUUAUUCUGUAUUUUUCUGUCCAGACUUGGGUUAAAGGUUUACAAAACAAGCUUGUGUGGAUUUAGAGGUUAUAUUAUAUGAUAGAAAAACACUCUUGAGGGCGUCGACUCCAAGUUGUUUUCUAGGAAGAGAGUCGCCACCCACUCAGGAGGAGGGCUAACAGCUACAAAAAGACUCACAACUUCUUUUCUAAUCAGAUUAAAAAGGGCCGAGUGGUUAAGGAUUGACCAAGCAACAGCUAUAGAUUCUUCCAACACUUCGCUCAGAAUAAAGAUGAACACUGAGGUGGACAUGAAGGACGUGGAGCUCAACGAGCUGGACCCUGAAAAGCAGCCCAUGACUGGUGACGGGCAGACUGCCGGUGGCGAAAAAAACGGCAACCUUAAAACCAAGGGUUCUGAUGAAGAAGUGGCGUUCACUGGCCUGUCCAAAGAAGAACUCAUGAAAGUUGCUGGUACUCCAGGAUGGGUAAGAACCCGUUGGGUGCUGCUUAUCCUCUUCUGGCUGGGCUGGUUGGGCAUGCUAGCAGGAGCUAUCGCCAUUAUUGUCAACGCGCCGCGCUGCAAACCUAUCCCGGAAAUGAGGUGGUGGAAUAACGGACCUCUGUACCAGAUCGGUGACGCUGAAGCUUUCGCUGAUGGAUUGGCAGGUGUUGAGAAAAAACUGGACAACAUCAACCAGCUUAAAGUCAAAGGUUUGGUUCUUGGGCCUUUUCACACCGUGCAGGCGGACCAGCCUAGCACUCUCAACCUGAAGCAGAUCGACCCGACUCUGGGGAGCAAGGAAGACUUAAAGGCGGUGCUGGAGAAGGCUCACAAGAAGGGCAUUUCUGUGGUGCUUGACCUGACUCCGAACUACUUAGGAUCGUCGCCAUGGUUCGGCACCGCCGAUCUCAACGAUGUGUUGGCCAGCGUUCAGGACGCGGCGAAGCACUGGCUCGACCUGGGCGUCGACGGAAUCAAACUCUCCGACAUCGGCACGGCCAACUCGGCGGACUUGACUCCGCUGCUAGAUGUGCUUAAGGGGAAUGACACUGAAGAUGAAGCUGUGAAAAAGAUGCUGAUGGGUGUAGCUGAAGGCUUUUCAGCCGCGGAGAUCUCCCAGCUGCUCAACACCUCAGGCGUCGACCUGAUGCUGUCCGACCUGCUCGACACCAACCUUCAAGGUGCGCAGCGUAUCGACGCCGUAAACACCCUGCACAUGGAGCAGAGACGUCUGGGUUGGGGGCUCGGUGCCGCCAGGCGGCUACAGCUAGCAAAACUGGCAGUGUCUCGGGCUCUUAUCCGACUCUAUCAGCUAUUGCUCUUCACCAUGCCCGGAACGCCCGUUUUUAACUACGGUGAUGAGAUCGGCCUUCAGAUGCAGGAUGAAAAACCUCCCAAAAUGAUUUGGGAUCUCGAGAAGGACUCCAAAGCCGACGAAGCCGCCGUCAACGCUACGACAGAGGCUGACCGCGAGGAAUACUCGGCGGUCAGGAUGUGGUUCAAAUCCCUGAGCGACCUGCGGGGCAAAGAGCGUUCCCUCCUCCACGGCGACUACUAUCCUCUCCAGUCGUCAGUCUCGACGCUCGCUUUCCUGCGACUGUGGGACCAGAGCGAAAGAUUCGUCACGGCGGUCAACUGGGGUCAAGUGGAGGAGACGCUUCAGCUCAAGCUAGCACCCACAGAAGAAGUCAAGUUACCAAAAUCCGCUACAGUUAAGUUGUCCACUGAUCCAGCAAUGGAGGUUGAAUCCACAGUGGACUUGGACAAAGUCACUCUAGGACCAGGACAAGGUGUCCUCUUGCAGUUUCCCUACAAGGGCUGAAGAGUCAGAAAUGAGGUAGUUAGUUAAAAACUUAACAAAAAAAGACAUAUUUGACAAGUCUAAUGGGUCAUUAAAAUCACUGCGCGUCGGCCAGUCCACUUGAAUUUUGUUUUGGCGAAUAUGCAGAUUGUUUACAAAAGUUUGACAUUCCGUUCUCGUUUACUAGUUUUGUCAUUGAGUCGCAAACGGAAAUGAAUAAACAGAAAGUUCUGGACUGA